Hypoxylon fragiforme is the source of this 2300-nucleotide messenger RNA. RefSeq lists its product as uncharacterized. The transcript has 3 exons. Gene Ontology annotation, molecular function: protein binding. Lineage: Eukaryota; Fungi; Ascomycota; Sordariomycetes; Xylariales; Hypoxylaceae. Bases 346 to 1896 code for a protein of 516 amino acids. The record is from RefSeq and is a predicted model, not a curated record.
UCGCCAAAUACAUAUUAGUAACAAGGAAAAGACCCCUGCAAAGAGACAUCGGACUUUAGCAAGGAACCGGUACAUCGGUACAACAUUUAUCGUGUCCCGACAUAAGACGCGCAGAGAGCCCACACCUUUUUAGUAGGGCGUCCCGUGCAGCCGUGAUACAUCCGAUUUCUCAAAUCUCUUAACCCACAACUUUCCAAUCCUUUCUUUUUAAUACUUCAGUACACUCAUUUUGUUUCACUCCUAUCCUCAUCAUCAAUUACCAUCAUCACCAUAAUUGACCAUCCCUCUCAAUUCAUCAUUGUUAUGCCUCUUAGUAUUGCACCUUGAAUCUUUCUUUCCUCCAUCAUGUCUUCGUCGCCUGUCAAGAAGAUGGACGGGGCCACGAAAGAAGAGCCUACCCUUCCCCCUGCCUCUGUAUCUGCCUCUUCAUUGAACGGAGUUGGUACGAAGCGUCCUGCACCAUCUCUCUUGCCACCAUUUGAGCCACUUUCCUCGUCGCCAGGCUUUCCGCGUCCAUCAAAGAGACAGGCUCUGGAUAGACCCUUCGACUCCAAUGCCUUUCUCAGGUAUCCCACGCCGAUCCCAACAUCUACUACAGGCAUUCUAUCGUCGUCUCCCCUACGGGCUGAGUUCUCGAGGCCUAUAUUGGCACGCUCGUCCUCGGCAAAUGUACUGGGACGCCUCCCAUCAUCCGUAUUAGAGCGAGCACCCCUUACCACAGUUCCUUCCAUCGAACUUAAGGAGAACGGUGAGACGGUUUUGAUGGGCCGAUCCAGCAACUCGUCUCAUUAUCAAUUGUCAGCCUGCCGCCUAAUCUCUCGGGUCCAUGUCAAAGCCCGAUAUAUCCCAGCUUCGGAACCCGAUGAGUCGAACAAAAUGGAGAUAGUUUGCUGUGGUUGGAAUGGAGUCAAGCUGCACUCUCAAGGCAGAACUUGGAACCUGGUCAAGGGUGAGAUCUUUAUCUCGGAAACCGAGGGUGCUGAGAUAAUGUUAGAUGUGCAAAAGGCAAGAGUCAUGUUGUAUUGGCCUAAGAGAGAUCGUCAUGAUUGCCUUGCAAGUCUAUCUGACGAUGAGUCUCCGCGUUCCAGAGCUCGUCGCGCGAGCGUUGGAUUGGAAGUUCUGCAGUCAAGCCCCCUCCGAAUGCAGACACGUAUCAAGUCACCCGAGUCUCCUAGUCCGGCUGGAAGAUCGUCCAAUCACCUAAAUCGCCAACUCCUGGACAGUGAUGCGAGCGAGGCCGUUGAAAUUUACGAGGAUGUCAGUGGAGACGAACAGGAGCUCCCCAAUCACGGGCCCAAUGCGGAUGUUUCAUUUGCGCAAACUGUGAUUUCGAAUGAUCUGUCGAGUGAGUUGAGUGAUCCCGAAGACGAUGAUCCAGAUGAGGAGAAUGAUUUUGUUGUACACUCCUUUGGUCCUUACGGUGCCAACCUCUCAAAUCGUCUGGCUGCCUUUCAGGCUGAGUCCCCUCAGCAGCCUUCCCGUAAGCAAUCUGGGGUAACAACAACCAAGCCAUCGGCGGAGCCCGAAGAGAAGGUUGGAAGCCAUGUGGACGUGGCCGCCGUUCGAAACCAUGUUGUCAAUCAGCUAGCAUACUCGCGCUUAGCUUCUAACCCUCUCUCCACAAUAAUGAACAACCUGCCCGCCGAGGAGAGAAGUGACUUGACCAAAUCCCAGCUUCGUGGAAUCAUUGAGGCAACUCCAUGUGUCGGAAUUAUCGCUCGUCAGGGAAAGGAUGCCGCCGGCAAGCCACUCGAAAGCGAGUACUACUACGUACCUGAGCACGAUACUGACGAGUCUCGACGACUUGCGGUGACGGAUGGCUUGCGAAAGCCAAGUCUUCGAGCUUGCCGCAAGAGCCACAAGCAAUACUACUGGAAGCGGCCCAAGACGCCUUGAGGCUUAGAGCAGCCGGCUGCCUAUACGCUUGACUGGGCGUUUUGAUCUUGACCAAGAUCAUACGGAAUGACGAGACCUUUUCUCGAUGACGCUUACCCUUCGACGACGAUUACCCUUCGACGAUUUUUACCCUUCUACGAUAUAUUGAUUCUGGUUCGUGCAGCCGCAUUAGCACAGUCGAUGAUUUUUAAUGCAUAGCUGAGGGCGUUUGACGAUUUGUUUGCUUUCUGUUUUUUUUGUUUUUUUUUCAAUGGCGUUUAGGAUGCCUGGAUGAUAUCCCGUUACAGUCUCGAAGUGGCAUGAACAGGACGGGAGAGGCGAGGUUCGUGAGCCGCACCCGGGUACCUCACUAUUCCGUUAUCCAGAAGCCUCAUGUAUGAUGGUCGGCAUUGGAGGGUUGGAGG